UUGAUCCUCGGCCGUUGCUAAGCUGCACGUUUCAGUUGCGCGACAACAAUGACGUCACUGUCAGCGGCCGGUGAGUGAGCGAGUAGAGUCCGAAAUGUUUUUUAAUUUUGCUGAGUGAGUGCACUAUAUAGUCCAGUGCAUUAAACUCACUAUAUAGUGAAUAGGGAGUAGGGAAUGAGUGAGUGAUUUCGGACACAGCCACAGUGUGCGCCCUCUGAGCGGAACGAGUUCGGUACACCGCGACGGACGGAGGGACUUUACGGGUGUGAAUGAUGUUGCAGAGGGUGGCGGUGAUCGGUGCCGGGGCGGCGGGACUCUGUGCAGCCAGACACAUCCAGUCCCGCCUGAACAUCUUCGCCCCCCCAGUGGUGUUUGAACUCACUGAGAACGUCGGAGGCACCUGGUGUUAUGACGAACGCGUCGGGAUGUACGACAACGGACAUCCAAUACACAGCAGCAUGUACAGAAACCUCAGAACCAACCUGCCCAAAGAGGUGAUGAUGUUCCCUGAUUUCCCCUUUGAGUCUCAGCUGAGCAGCUUCCUGCCCCAUCAGGAGGUCCAGAGGUACCUGGAGAGGUACUGCGAGAGCCACAACAUCCGGCCUCACAUCAGGUUUAACACGGUGGUGGAGACCGUGAAGCCGGUUGUCGUGACAAUGGAGGACGAGGAGACAAGGACGACAAGGACAACAUGGGAAGUGACAUCAUCUGACUCGUCAGGUUGUCAGAAAACGGAGACCUUCGACUCUGUGUUUGUCUGCUCGGGGCACUACUCCGACCCUAACGUCCCAGACAUCCCAGGCAUAGAGAACUUUAAAGGAAAGGUGCUCCACAGUCACUCGUACAGGUAUGCAGAGCCGUUCUCAGGUCAGUCGGUGGUGGUUCUGGGAGCCAAAGCUUCAGGACUGGACAUUUCCAUUGAACUGGCAAAAGUUGGAGCCCAGGUGACUCUGAGUCACAGUCGUCCUCCUUUAACAGUUCCUCUUCUUCCUGGGAUACGACAGUCCAGUCCAGUGGUUGCAGUCGACAAGAGCGGCUGCAUUCGCUUUCAGGACGGGUCAGUUAGCUCCGCUGACACCCUGAUGUUCUGCACCGGCUACAACUUCAGAUAUCCGUUCCUGGAUUCGGCUCAGCUGAGUCUGGAGAUCCAGGACCAUGUGGUGUCUCCCCUUUAUCGCUUCCUGAUGCCCCCUGCCUUCCCCUCACUCUUCUUCAUUGGCAUCUGCAAAAAUUGCCCCUUCCCCUACUUCAACUGUCAGAUCCAGUUUGCUCUGGCUGUGUUGGACGGCUCCGUCACUUUACCGCCUCGGGUCCAGAUGGAGGAGGAGGUCCAUCGAGAGCAACAGGAAAAGAUAGAGCGCGGAGUCGAGCAGCGCCACCUGAUGUUAAUGGAGCAGGAACAGUGGGAGUACUGCCACACGCUGGCUGGCAUCGCAGGCUUCCCGCCUCUGCCUCCAACCAUUCGCAGCCUGUACGAGGAGGUGUGGAGACAACGACGGGUUCAUCCGGAAAACUACCGAAGACUGAACUACAGGCUGGUCAGCGACACAGAGUGGGAGCUGAUCAAGUGACUGAUGGAGGCAGGGAUUAAAGUUCUCCGUUGCUACGACGGAUUUCCGUCAAUUUCAGAAUUGUAAUAAGUUGGGGCACGCUGGUGGCGCAAUGGUUUUGAGAUGUAUUGAGACUCUCGUCUCGAGCGGCAGGCCCGGGUUCGCUUCCACCUGUGGCCCCCUUCCGCAUGUCAUUCCCCUGCUCUCUCUCCCUGGUUUCCGACUCUGUCCACUGUCCUCUCUCUGCACGAAAAGCCCAAAAUAAAUCUUAAAAAAUAAAUAAAAUUGUAAUAAGUCGAGCAGAAUGUAGGUUAGUGACAAUUGUGCAAACUGCUGUUUUUAAUGUCAGGCAUUUAUCUGAACCAUGUAACACAAAUGUAGUUUUGCGUCUGUUUGGCAUUUCAAUGUAAGCUACAGUCAGAACUUUUAUCUGCUACGUGAAGUCCGCUCUUAACAAGGAACGACUGAGUGGGUGAAAGUUAUAAAAUACAGCACUGCACAAGUUAUGUCGAGAGUUUUGUACAAUUCUUGUACUUAAUAAAAAUAUACCUCUUACUCCACUGAA
This is a messenger RNA of Labrus bergylta (ballan wrasse), 2115 nucleotides long. RefSeq lists its product as uncharacterized. The record is from RefSeq and is a predicted model, not a curated record. Lineage: Eukaryota; Metazoa; Chordata; Actinopteri; Labriformes; Labridae. Gene Ontology annotation, molecular function: N,N-dimethylaniline monooxygenase activity; flavin adenine dinucleotide binding; NADP binding.